This is a messenger RNA of Xiphias gladius (swordfish), 697 nucleotides long. RefSeq names its product fatty acid binding protein 4a (gene fabp4a). Gene Ontology annotation, molecular function: fatty acid binding. The record is from RefSeq and is a predicted model, not a curated record. The transcript has 4 exons. Gene Ontology annotation, cellular component: nucleus; cytosol. Gene Ontology annotation, biological process: fatty acid transport. NCBI's taxonomy places the organism in Eukaryota, Metazoa, Chordata, Actinopteri, Istiophoriformes, Xiphiidae. Bases 65 to 469 code for a protein of 134 amino acids.
GAGAGUUGAAUCCGGAGUCACUCCACUGGCCGUCGCUGAGGAUACCACACCAUAGACUGCAAACAUGGUUGAGAAUUUUGUGGGGACGUGGAAGAUGAUUUCCAGCGAGAACUUUGAUGACUACAUGAAAGCAAUUGGUGUGGGAUUUGCAACCCGGCAGGUGGGGAACCGGACCAAGCCCAACUUGAUAGUGACCGUGGACGACCAAGGGAUUGUAUGCAUGAAGUCUCAGAGCACCUUCAAAACAACCGAAAUCAAGUUCAAGCUCAACGAGCCAUUUGAUGAGACCACCGCCGACGACAGGAAGACCAGGACCGUGGUGACUCUGGAGAACGGCAAACUUGUGCAGAAACAGAGUUGGGAUGGCAAAGAAACGAAUAUCGAGAGGGAGAUCACAGAUGGGAAAUUGAUAGCGAAAUGCAUAAUGGGAGACGUGGUCGCAGUGAGGACGUACGUGAAGGAGGCGUGAUGGGGUCCCAUCAGGCCACGCCUCGGAUCCGUUUGCCGGAUGACAGGCUCAGUUCAAUGAGCGUAAUACCAAACUAAAGUAAUGGCGUGUUCUGCUAUUAUUAUUACUUAUCUUCACUGUGUUGCCGAAAUCGAAUUUCUGUGCCUCUGUUCUCCAACAUGACACAUUUAGUUUCAUUUGGAAUUGUUGUGGUGAUUUGAAUAAAAAUUAUUGAAAAAUUGUCAAAAA